AUGGCAGCAACAAAUGAACAAAUUCAACAAGCAGUUGAAAGUUUCUUUCUUCUGUUCAAUGGUGUAAUCAUUUUUUUAAUGAGUUUUGGUUAUACACUCAUUGAAUCAGGUGGUGUUCGAAGUCAAAAUGCAGGUCAUAGUUUAUUUAAAACUCUUCUUAUUCUUAUUACAUCGGCAAUUGCUUAUUGGAUAAGUGGUUAUGCAUUUUCUUUUGGUGGCGAUGCAAAUGUUAUAUUAGGUACACGUUUUUGGGCAAGUGAACGUUUUGGUGCCAAAGAUCGUUAUCCAAACGUUGAAAAUUUUACAAGUUCAAAUAAUAUCUAUAAAUUAAAUAAUCAAGAUCCAUAUAUACAUUAUUUUUACCAUUAUAUGUUGGCAUUUCUUGUUACAAAUAUAGCAGCUAGUUCAUUUGCUGAACGUUGUCGAGUACCAGUCUAUGUACUUUUUUCAAUCAUUAUGUCUGGAUUUGUCUAUCCAUUUCUUGCACAUUGGAUGUGGGGUACUAAUGGUUGGCUUGGCGCAGUUGUUGGUGCACGAGAUUAUGGCGGUAGUGCAAUAAUAUUUUUGACAGCAGGUGUUGCUGCUUUAAUUGGUACAAUUUUUCUUGGUCCACGUUUCGGUCGAUUUGAACCACGUACAUUACCUUUAUUCGGUCAUAGUAUUCCGGUUACAUCAGUUGGUGCGAUUCUUGUUGCAUUUGGAUUUUUUGUACUCAAUUCGGGUGCUGAUCAUCGUAUAACAGGACGAGCUUAUGGUGAUCGAGUUGGACAUGGACUUGUUAAUACACUUUUAUCAGGAGCAACAUCAGGUGGAACAUAUUAUCUUUUACAAAGAAUUAUUGAAAAUAUACAAUCAUCACCAAAACAUCUUAAACGACGUGUAUUUUUAUCAACAGUUAAUUCAAUUCUUGCUGGUAUGGUUGCGGUUGCUGGCGGAGCGGUUGCAUAUAAUCCAUGGUCAGCUGUUAUUAUUGGUUUUAUUGCUGCAUUAAGUUUCUUAUUAUGGAGUAAAUUAUUAAUUAAAAUUCAAAUUGAUGAUCCAGUUGAAACAGCUGCUGUUCAUAUUGGUGGAGGUUUAUGGGGUAUUUUUGCUGUACCAAUCUUUCGACGAACAAUUGGACCAAAUGUCAAUGGUGAAUUUGUUGAAGAUGUAUUCAAUUCAAUUAUCUAUCGAUUUGGUUAUGGAGAAAGCUGGCGGGGAUUACUUAAUUCAUUAUGUACGGCAGCAGUUGUUAUGGCUUGGACAGCUUUCUUUAUUGGUUUACUUUUCCUCUUACUUAAACUUCUUAAUUUAUUAAAAGUAUCAAAAGAAGAAGAAUUACGAGGUAUUGAUUUAUUUCAACAUGGUGAACCGGCUUAUGCACUUCGUAUCUAUUGUGCUGCAUGUGGAGAACAAUUACAAGGUAAAACCAUUGAACAAGAAACAAAUGGAGCUGGUGCACGCUCGAAUUUUCCAACAAUUGUUACUGAUGCUGAAGGCGCCAUCGUCCCUAUCGAAUAUUUCAGUGACCGACAUGGAACUGGAAAUAGUACAGAUACAUCAAAAAUAAAAUCAUUAAACGAAGAAAAUCGUGUCUGA
Messenger RNA from Adineta steineri, 1578 nucleotides. NCBI's taxonomy places the organism in Eukaryota, Metazoa, Rotifera, Eurotatoria, Adinetida, Adinetidae. The record is from the annotation of a GenBank genome assembly.